AGGGCUCUUGAAUUCAUUCCCAAUCCCGAUACCAAUAAUUAGAUAAAUACCACUUGACACCCUACAAACUUCAUAACACUCUUAGAUUAUCAGUUCAUUCUUUAUCACAACAUAGCUUAGUUUAGCAUCAUGCACGCCCGCCAGCUUGUCACUAUCUUGAGCAUUUGCCUCUCACAAGCGCAUGCUAGAAGUAUUCCCACUGUGAGCGACCCGCUCGAGCCAAUCGUCAGAUUGGUGACGACACCUCACGAGGUUUUGGGAGCUGCCCCUGACCUCAAGGAAACGGAAAAAGCUGCCAUUCAACAAAGUCCUUAUUUGUAUUCUCAUCAGAUCGCGGCAGGUCUCGCAGAGACCACCGACUCACUCCAUUAUCUCAGCAGUGAACCCCAAACUGCCUUCAGCUCAUUGAUGGCGGGGAGUCUGCUUGGAUAUUAUCGUACCAUUAUGCAGGACCUCCCGAAAGAAACAAAGGAAUCACGAUUGCAAAUUUACCGAAAUUCAUUUUACUCUCGUACCCGCGACGUGGCAAACCACAUGGGUCCUGAAGUGUGGAACACUCAUGCCACCUUAGCGAAAAAGAGCUUGGAGAACGGAUUGCAAGAUGUUGUACUAGAAUUCCAAAAGAGCCAAAUGACCCCAGCCGGCGAUGAGAAAAUUCUUAAUCGGAUUGAAAUCCUGGCCCAGAAGUUCAAAAACAGCAAAAAGCACCAAGAGAUUAUGGAGGAAAUCAGCAAAGCGGUAGCCCACAUGAAAACCCAUUUACCAUACAACGUUAACUUGGGAGAGAUGAAGUAUCUUUCCGCUGAAGAAGUCGAAUCCGCCUUGAAGGGAACCAACAUCGGAGGUCAUCCAGACGCUAUCCCGGUCAACUACUUCCUUGUCCACCAUGAACCAGCCACACACCAAAUUUCACCUGCGAAAACUCCCAUCACCAACUCCAGACAAGCUCAACUUCCACCCAGUCAACCCAAGGUUGCGACUGCCCCCACGGCUGCCGCUGCCGCCUAAAUCUAUUGGAAGCCUCCUUAAUUUCACUCCAGAUAUCAUCGAGCGUAUUUCCUUGAUGAUCACAAAUAUCUUGUUUCAUAACAAAAAGGUUAUAGUGCUAUAUUGUCAGAUAUCAAUAAUCAAAACAAGACACCCUUCUUUCAAAUAGAUUACAUACAUACGCGUCGUAGUCUUUCCCUCCUUCUCAUCUAAUUUUUCCUUUUUUUUUCUCAAUGAAAUAAAACCAAAAACAAGAACAAAAAAAGAUCAAAACCACUCAAAAGAAGAAGAAAAAAAAAACUAGCUGAAUUGGUGACUCCGAUUUAUUAUAUUUAUCUAUCUAUCUAGAUUAUGAUAAGGGUUAAAUGUUUAGAAUGGUUGUUUUUCUUACAAUGGUUAUCUGUCUAAAAUCGUUAUCUGUUCACAAAGGUUCCACAUCUGUUUACAAAGGCUAUUGUUAACAAGGGUUAUCUGUUUACAAGCACUAUAGCUGAAUGAGUGAAAUCUGAUAUCUUGUUGAAGAGUGAAUGUGACAUGAUUAAGAGUGUCGGGUGCAACCCAGUGCCACUUAAGUGAACUCUAGUCAGAUU
Puccinia graminis f. sp. tritici CRL 75-36-700-3 is the source of this 1577-nucleotide messenger RNA. RefSeq lists its product as uncharacterized. The transcript has a single exon. NCBI's taxonomy places the organism in Eukaryota, Fungi, Basidiomycota, Pucciniomycetes, Pucciniales, Pucciniaceae. The record is from RefSeq and is a predicted model, not a curated record. The coding region runs from base 130 to 1008 and encodes 292 amino acids.